ACACGUGUACGGGAGCGACAGACAUACCGCGGUACUCACGAUUUACGGUGAUAGUUUUCAAAUCAUCAUUCGCUGUAAGGAAAGCCAGUGAAUCACUCAAAAUUGAUCUACAGCCCUGACACUGGAACACAACAGGCAAUUCUGCGCUGCAAUUUUCUCCGUCGUUUUCAGAAUCUUUCAAACCAUCCAUUUCUUUCCUGGUGAGAUUCUUACCGGGGCAGGAAGCAGCGGGCAGGGCGGACUUUGCACUACGUACCGUACCGUAUACCGUACCGGGGCGCCGCUGCCUGCCCGCCCGGCCCGGCGCCCACCACCGGCCCGGCCCGCAUCGGACCCUAGCUAAGCUAAGCUGACACUGACAGACACACCGAUGUAGAUCAUUUGGAAACUAUGAGAUGAGGCAUCUUCGAAAACGAAGGAAAAACAGAAUGUCGCGAUAUACAACAGUAUCGGUGGACCAUGAAGAUCAAUACAUCUUACUGAUGAAGUGGAUGAAAGAACAUGGAUUUAGCUGCAAGCGUUGCUGUCUCAAGCCUGCCUUCUUUCCAGAUACUGGACGAGGACUAAUGGCAAGAACGAAUUUUAGGCCCGGUGAUCUGAUAGUUGAGAUUCCACGGCGUCUGCUGGUGACCCCGAAAGAUGUCUUGAACACAGAAUUAGGACCACUUAUAAAGAGACAACCGCAGAAACCAACACCCUACCAAGCGGUCUGUGCAUUCCUGAUCACCGAAAGGACAAAGGGCAAAUCUUCUUUCUGGUACCCUUACAUCAAUGUCCUCCCAAAGGACUUCACCACACCAGCCUUCUGCUCCGCCACUCAAGCCCAAUUUGAUCUGCUGCCCUCUCAGGCACGGAUCAGUGCCAUCAAACAGCUACAGGAUAUCCGAUCAGCAUUUGAGAGCGCUUCAUGUCUGUUUGAAGACAUCGAAAGGACCUUUCCCCGGUACAGAGGUGUCUUCGACUUCGGGUCCUUCCUGUGGGCUUGGUUCGUGAUCAACUCUAGGUCGAUCUACAUGGAGCCCAGCGGCUGCGAGGCGUUUCAACCGAAAUCAAAAGACGACUUUGCUCUAGCUCCUUUCCUUGACCUUCUCAACCAUUCUCCAGGUGCCGAGGUCAGUGCAGGCUUUGAUUCAGCAUCUAAUACGUAUCGGAUCAAGACACUAGACAACUACCGUACCUAUGACCAAGUCUUCAUUCACUAUGGCCCCCAUGACAAUGUGAACCUACUCUUAGAGUAUGGCUUCGUGAUCCCCUCCAACCCGCAUGAUGUAGUUUGCUUUGAGCUAGGUGCUGUUGUGGAUGCAGUGAAAUCCCAACACCAGGGCCCUCUUAGCUGCAGAAGAACUCGAGAGGUCACUGAUUUGUGGGAGGUCAAAUCUCGCACUUUGAAGGCUGCCAAUCUAGAUCUUGACCUGUCGUGCAGUAUGUCGGGUCCGUCUUGGAAUCUUCAGACAGCACUGAGAGUUCUCUGUAUGGAGUACAGCGAAACAGUGAACUGGAAGAGAGUUAUAGCAGAGAACAAUAUCCCACCAUCAACCAAGAACUUCAUCGCAGGAGCCUUAAAUAAGUUAACCGCUGAUGAACAAGAGAGGGUGCUGUCUAUGCUUCAGAUACUUGAUCGUGCAGACGUUGGAGAGAAGAUGGCUGAUUAUAUCCAGAAUGUUAGAAUACUGUGGAGCGAAAGACUGAACAUCCUCCGGGCCACUCGAGCUGAGUUAGAUCCCAACGGUUGA
Messenger RNA from Lytechinus pictus (painted urchin), 1733 nucleotides. RefSeq names its product SET domain-containing protein 4-like. Lineage: Eukaryota; Metazoa; Echinodermata; Echinoidea; Temnopleuroida; Toxopneustidae. The transcript is spliced from 9 exons. The record is from RefSeq and is a predicted model, not a curated record. Bases 396 to 1733 code for a protein of 445 amino acids. Gene Ontology annotation, biological process: peptidyl-lysine monomethylation; peptidyl-lysine trimethylation. Gene Ontology annotation, molecular function: protein binding; protein-lysine N-methyltransferase activity.